This is a messenger RNA of Gastrolobium bilobum, 2341 nucleotides long. Its product is annotated as SNF1-related protein kinase catalytic subunit alpha KIN10-like. The record is from RefSeq and is a predicted model, not a curated record. Gene Ontology annotation, molecular function: ATP binding; protein serine/threonine kinase activity. The transcript has 11 exons. Gene Ontology annotation, biological process: protein phosphorylation; intracellular signal transduction. Bases 223 to 1770 code for a protein of 515 amino acids. NCBI's taxonomy places the organism in Eukaryota, Viridiplantae, Streptophyta, Magnoliopsida, Fabales, Fabaceae.
AUGAAUUGCGUGGCAAAACCAAGGAAACAUGCAUUUUGGAAACGGAGAGUAUUCUUAAUGCAUCCAUGACAUGACAUGAUAGCACAGUAGCAGCAGCAGCAGCAAGGGAACAACAAGGAGAACCUCAACAUCAUGGUUUCUCCGUUCCCAUCCAUCAUCUUUUAGGGUUCUUUAAUCACCUCCUUCUCACUCUCUCAUCUACGCUCCAAUCGCCGAUUUAAAAUGGAUGGAUCAACUGGCCGUGGUAGUGGUGGAGGUGUGGACAUGUUUCUACCAAAUUAUAAGUUGGGAAAAACACUGGGCAUUGGGGCCUUUGGCAAGGUGAAAAUUGCGGAGCAUGUAUUGACUGGUCAUAAAGUUGCCAUAAAGAUUCUUAACCGCCGCAAGAUAAAGAACAUGGAAAUGGAAGAAAAAGUGAGAAGAGAAAUAAAAAUUUUAAGAUUGUUCAUGCAUCAUCACGUCAUACGACUUUAUGAGGUAGUAGAAACGCCAGCAGACAUAUAUGUUGUUACGGAGUAUGUGAAAUCUGGAGAGCUCUUUGAUUACAUAGUAGAAAAGGGUAGGUUGCAUGAAGAUGAAGCCCGCAAUUUUUUUCAGCAGAUAAUCUCUGGUGUGGAGUAUUGUCACAGGAAUAUGGUGGUUCAUAGAGACCUGAAGCCUGAGAAUUUACUUUUGGACUCAAAAAGUAAUGUCAAGAUUGCUGAUUUUGGCUUGAGCAACAUCAUGCGUGAUGGUCAUUUUCUUAAGACAAGUUGCGGAAGCCCUAAUUAUGCAGCUCCGGAGGUUAUCUCUGGGAAAUUGUAUGCUGGACCUGAAGUAGAUGUCUGGAGCUGUGGUGUAAUUUUAUACGCUCUUCUCUGUGGCACUCUUCCUUUUGAUGAUGAAAACAUUCCCAACCUCUUCAAGAAAAUUAAGGGUGGGAUAUACACUCUUCCUAGCCAUCUAUCACCCAGCGCUAGAGAUUUGAUACCAAGGAUGCUUGUGGUGGAUCCCAUGAAGAGGAUGACCAUACCAGAGAUACGCCAACACCCAUGGUUCCAAGUUCGUCUUCCGCGUUAUUUAGCAGUGCCACCACCGAAUACACUGCAACAAGCCAAAAAGAUUGAUGAGGAGAUUCUUCAGGAAGUGGUUAAUAUGGGAUUUGACAGGAGUCAAUUGGUUGACUCUCUUCGCAACAGGAUACAAAAUGAUGGUACUGUAACAUACUAUUUGUUAUUGGACAACCGGUUCCGUGUUUCUAGUGGCUAUCUUGGAGCUGAGUUUCAAGAGACAAUGGAUUCUGGUUUCAACCAUAUCCAUUCCAGCAAAGUUGCUUCUCCUGUUGUUGGGCACCGCAUUCCAGGGUAUAUAGAUUAUCAAGGAGGAGGAAUGAGGCAACAAUUCCCUGUUGAGAGAAAAUGGGCCCUUGGGCUUCAGUCUCGAGCCCAACCUCGUGAAAUAAUGACUGAGGUCCUUAAAGCUCUGCAAGAAUUAAAUGUGUGUUGGAAGAAGAUUGGACACUAUAACAUGAAGUGCAGAUGGGUUGCUCUCAUUCCUGGUCAUCAUGAAGCAAUGGUUAACAAGUGUGUGCGCAGUAAUGAUUACUUUGGAAAUGAUUCCAGCAUUAUUGAGAAUGAAACUCUGUCUGAUUCAAAUGUGGUCAAGUUUGAAGUGCAGCUUUACAAAACUCGUGAGGAAAAGUAUCUGCUUGAUCUUCAAAGGGUCCAGGGCCCACAGUUUCUUUUCUUGGAUCUAUGUGCUGCUUUCCUUGCGCAGCUUCGUGUUCUCUAAUGCAAAGAUUGCCGGCUCACAAGGGGGAGGCUUAAGGUGUCAUAGGUUGACGUGAAUAAGCUUACAUUGUACAUAGGUCCCCUUUCGGUACGGGUCUAUUAUAUCUGUUUGUACUUUUUAGUAUACCCCCAGUUUAUAUAUGGCGAUCAUCAUGAUUUUGAGACCAUCCUAUAUAUCGUAUUCGCUUCCUUAAUCAUGGUGUCUGCCCAGGUCUUCCUUUUUCACUGGUGAAUUGAAUUUUCCCAAUCCUGUGAAAAUCUCUGAGAAAUCUGUUAAAGAAUUAGCCCCUAACGGACACUGCCAUUUAUGACGGACACUGCCAUUUAUGGUAUUGAACAUUGUGUUGUAAUUGACUCCAUAUAGUUGUUACUUGGAAGCAGGAGGGGUUGUUUGCCUAGGCUGCAUCGAACAUGAGCUUUCAGAGCAGCCUUUAAUGCCCCGCUUCCAUUGCGUGAAAUUUGUUCCCCUUAUGUAUGCAUGCUAUUUAACAGUCAUAGUUUAUGUACCUUUUGAAUCCAUGUUAGGGAGUAUAUUUUUCUGUCAGUCUUAUGAUGAAUCAAGCUGUUUGAUU